CUCUGCGGCAGGGGGAACCCUGCUCAGCAUCUUCCCUUUGCACCCCAGCUUUGCCUCCUUUGGUGUAGCGCCUCUGACCUGACCUUCCCUUUCUUGCAGCGGUCCGGAGGCCAUUGACUACCGUUCCAGCUUGGUGGCAUACAACAACUCCGUACUAUGAUUGGUGGGAUGUAACAACUACACCCCGUUCGCCAGCUCCAAGUUGUGGCGGCUUCUUAUACAAUGGCAGUGGGGUGAUCUCCAGUCCAUCCUACCCUGCGAAUUACCCCAACAACGCCCUGUGUGUGUGGAAAAUCCAAGUCCGUACUGACUAUCUCAUCACCGUGCACUUCACUGACCUGAGGCUGGAGUCUACCAGUAACUGUGCUUAUGAUUAUGUUGAAAUCUAUGAUGGAUCCAUAAAUAGCAAUAAUUUACUAGGAAAGAUCUGUAAUGGCAGUGGGCAAAUAUUUACAUCUACCAACAACCUUAUGACUGUUCGAUUCCGAAGUGAUGGCAGCAUCCAAAACGUUGGCUUUUAUGCCCAGUACAACUCCUUCCCGAGAGGACUUCUUCCUGUAUCGACAAUUCCAUCUGUUCCUUCCACCGACUACCCUAACUUAAAUUAUUCCUGCGGAGGCUUCUUGUCCCAGGCAUCAGGGUACUUUUCCAGCCCGUUCUACCCUGACAAUUACCCAAACAACGCCAGAUGUGUGUGGGAUAUCAAGGUCCCAAGCAACCACCUCGUGACUAUUACCUUCAGAGAUGUUCAGCUGGAAGGAGGCUGCAACUAUGACUACAUUGAGGUUUUCAAUGGCCCCUCACACAGUUCCCCAAUCAUUGCUCGGGUUUGUGAUGGGGCUGUGAGGUCGUUCACCUCCUCAUCAAACUUCAUGUCCAUUCGAUUUGUCACGGACGGCAGCAUCACUCGGAGAGGGUUCCGGGCUGAAUACCGUUCCAUCAGAUCCAAUGACAGCACCAGUCUGUCUUGUUUGCCGGAUCACAUGCUAGCCAGUGUGAGCAGGAGCUACCUCCAGUCUCUGGGCUACUCGGCCAGAGAUAUUGUUAUUCCCUGGUGGAAUGGGAGCUACUUGUGUCAUCCCCAGAUAACACCAACCCAAGUGAUAUUCACAAUUCCCUACAGAAACUGUGGCACCUUCAAGCAGGUUGACAAUGACACCAUCAGCUAUUCCAACCUCCUCAGAGCAGCUGUGACGAAUGGCAUCAUCAAAAGGAGGAAGGACCUCAACAUUCACAUUAGCUGCAAAAUGCUGCAGAACACCUGGGUGAAUACCAUGUACAUAACUAAUGACACGCUCGAGAUCAAGGAAGUCCAGUAUGGCGGCUAUAAUGUCAACAUUUCCUUCUAUACAUCCUCCUCCUUCUCACGUCCUGUGACCAGCAGCCCAUACGUUGUUGACCUGGACCAGAAUUUGUACCUCCAGGCUGAAAUUAUCCACUCGGACACCUCCCUGGCCUUAUUUGUGGACACCUGUGUGGCUUCACCCUAUCCCAACGACUUCACAUCUUUGACCUACGAUAUCAUCCGGAGUGGGUGUGUACGGGAUGUCACCUACCAAACCUACUCCUCGUCAUCACCCCAUAUCGCCCGCUUCAAAUUCAAUUCCUUCCACUUCCUGAACCGUUUCCCCUCAGUGUACCUGCAGUGUAAACUGGUGGUGUGCAGAGCAUACGACUACUCCUCCCGCUGCUACCGAGGCUGCAUAGUGAGAUCCAAGAGGGAUGUGAGCUCCUACCAAGAAAAGGUGGACGUCGUCCUGGGACCCAUCCAAUUGCAGGGCCCCCAUGAAAAGAAGAGCCUGAGUAAGCGGUCACCUUCCGACCCCCAUGCCCACUAAGGCCCAGGCCCAUGACUCUAGAGGACUUGGGAAAUGUUUCUGUGGGUCUCAUGUUCCAACCUCAGUUAAGUACCUGAUAUGAGUCAGACAUUGACUCGUUGAGUCAGGCCUAGUUCCUGCUUUCCCCCAAGGCCCCAGGUCUUUGGGACAUGAGUGAGAGUUCUGAUCUGGAAGACUAUGGACAUAACACCUUUAUCCUGUGAGUGCACAACUCCCAAGACCCACACUUCUCAUCUAUAGAUUGCAAAUGUGAAUGCGUAUUUCUUUGGGCUGUUCAGAGGAUCAA
Dipodomys ordii (Ord's kangaroo rat) is the source of this 2124-nucleotide messenger RNA. Its product is annotated as deleted in malignant brain tumors 1 protein-like. The transcript is spliced from 12 exons. NCBI's taxonomy places the organism in Eukaryota, Metazoa, Chordata, Mammalia, Rodentia, Heteromyidae. The record is from RefSeq and is a predicted model, not a curated record. Bases 471 to 1838 code for a protein of 455 amino acids. Gene Ontology annotation, cellular component: cell surface.